UGCUGCAAUGGUUGUUGCAGGAGACUUUAUAGGAAGAAAGAACACAGAGGACAGCCACUGCAGGAAUGGGGGGUGGACACUGGUGAGGCCCUCCCUACCCAGUCGGCUUCUUAAUACAGCUGAGUCACUGAGCUGGGUUAGGUGGUGGCGCCUCUGGACAAGCAGCUGCCUUGGGACUGGAGACAGAGCUGCAAACAGGCAUUUGGAUGACUGCUACUCCCUGAUGUCAACCAUGAGCAGGGCUUGGUGGAUAAGCGAGGUGGUGUGGCCAAGGGGCUCUCACCAGGGAGACCUUCUCACAGUGCAAGGAUGGAGUUCCUCUGGCGUCCGUUGAUGAUGAUCGGGAUCCUUGCAGGGACUGCGGUGUCUCAGGGCUGCACCCCACCACCAGGGGCUCAGAACUUGGCGCUGGGGCGCCCGGCCACUCAGACCUCCACAUAUGACAAUGAAGAGAUAGGAAAAGCCGUGGCUGGAAAGGCCGUGGAUGGAAAACGCGAUGGGAAGUGGCUACAAGGCUCCUGCAGCCACACCCAGCUCGACACAGAACCGUGGUGGAACGUGGACUUGGGCAGUCGUCAGUCUGUCUCCGCGGUGAUCGUGAAGAACAGGGAGGACUGCUGUGGGGAGAGACUCGAGGGGGCCCAGAUCCGCGUGGGAGAUGCCGUGGCUGACCAUGGCAAGCACGACCCCAUCUGCGGGACCAUCACCGACACCAGACCAGGAUCCCUCAGCACCAUCUGCUGCAACGGGCUGGAGGGCCGUUACGUCACCGUCACCAUCCCGGGCAGGGCAGAGUAUCUCACCGUGUGUGAGGUCGAGGUCUAUGGCACCCAGCUGGGGGAUAAGUGCUAGGAAGCUGGAGUGACAGUCCAUGGUGCGGGGAAGCACCUUGCCCUGUGCUCGGAGCAGAGAGGGGAGGUUGGUUCACGAAUGAGCCGCUGUCACCUAAUAAACUCCACUGGUCCCUU
This is a messenger RNA of Mauremys reevesii (Reeves's turtle), 968 nucleotides long. Its product is annotated as fucolectin-like. The transcript is spliced from 4 exons. Lineage: Eukaryota; Metazoa; Chordata; Testudines; Geoemydidae. The record is from RefSeq and is a predicted model, not a curated record. The coding region runs from base 310 to 852 and encodes 180 amino acids.